Messenger RNA from Ostreobium quekettii, 3645 nucleotides. Lineage: Eukaryota; Viridiplantae; Chlorophyta; Ulvophyceae; Bryopsidales; Ostreobiaceae. The record is from the annotation of a GenBank genome assembly.
AUGCGGCUAUCGGACCUGCAGGAGGGCUUGCUGUCGGCGCUGGAGGAUGGCGGCAGCUGCACGAAGUUUUCAGAGCUUUGGUCCAGACACGUAAGGGGCUGGGAACUGCGCGCGGGUGCCGGGCCCGCGAGCGCAAGUCCUGAGACGCGCCUGCACGCCGAAAAACGGAUAUCCAGAAAAGACGAAGUCAAUUUGGACGAGGUCGUCGCAACGCUGCCCAUUUCGCUUCACGGACGCCUGUUUCAAGGCCUAAAGACGCAAGCUCGGCUGGCAAUUCGAAGCUCUUGCCACAGUGAAAUCCCAAUUUGGGCCACUACAGAAGGGGAUGAAGAACCAACACCUGCUGAAUACAAAGAUGUGGCAUUACGUGCCCUACGAGGUGUUGCCCUUCUUUCAUCACACCUCAUCGAGAAGGUCUUGCAGCAACCAUCCAAAGACCUUGCUGAGACAGUCACUGAAAUGCACGACUCGCUGCUGCUCUUCUGUGAGAAUCCAAGUGUCACAGAGGCUAUUUCCAAGCUUUGCUGCAAAUGGUGGCUGAUGGAGCUGCCAUGCCGGGAGUCGAUGAUUCCACAAACGUGGCCAUGUAUUCUGGGCAAAGCAUUGGCCAGUGGCGCACUUGUGGAUGUGAAACGUUGUGCCAGCAUGCGGGCUUCACUGUUGCUGUUUGACUUCGAUGACCCGUCAAUCGAUGAUCUCAAAAAGAUGCUCUUGUUUGCUGCAUUUCAUCCGGGUUUUGUCCAACGAGUUGAAGGGAGGCGCUUCCUGGCUAGCUUAUUUGAUCUGCACCCACAGCUCGUCAGGGAUCUCACAUCAAUUAUACGCAACCAGAUUCCAGCUGGUCGGAAAAAUGUCUUGAAAGCCUAUGGGGACCUCAUUUUUCGUGGUUGGAAAGGAGCCACUGGUGCAUGCUUGAUGGAAAUUGAGGAAACAUGCAUUCAGGGUCUCAUGCAGGCUGCAAUUUCUGCCUCUACAAAGGAGAUGGCAUCGCACUUGCGGCACGUGCUGAAUGCCUUGCAUUCUCACAAAAAGAUGCACAUGGCUGUUGAUGAGAUGCUGCUACGACUGUAUGAGCCAAUCCUCUUCCGGGCAUUGUCAGUUGCAAAUCCAGCGAUCCGAAGAAAUGCAUUGCUCCUUCUCUUUGAUGCUUUUCCUUUACAGAAUCCCCAUGCCUCUCAUGAGGAUACCGACGAUCUUCUUGCCAAACAGUUCAGCUACUUCAGCAGUGCCCUGGGGGACAGUGCACCAGCUGUGCGUAUUGCAGCAGUUGAGGGCAUUUGCAAAGUGCUGGACUCGUUCUGGGAGCUCAUACCACCCAGUGUGUCAAUGGGAUACCUGAAGGGCAUCAUUGGUCGACUUGCGUUUGAUGGUGCUUCUGUGGGAGUUCGUUCAGCUGUCCUACGCAACCUCAAGAAACUGAUUGAGAACCCCCUUUCCCGGCCACUCCUGAAAGGCCUUCUUCCACAGCUUGCACCAUUGAUGCACGAUCCUUCAAAGGACGUGAGGGUGGCAUUUGUUGACAUGCUGCUGAGCAUAAUGUCGAUUUCGGAGGUUCACUUCAGUGACAUUGUUUCAGUCGAUGUCCUCAUAGACAUGAUGGCCAAGGAUAUACAGACGGUGUCCAAACGCAUUCAUAGCCUUCUUCUCCCAAGCUUGUUUCCAGACUUGCAGCAGGGCCCGGGCAUCGUUGCGAUGCUGCUGAGACGGUCACCAUCAGCGGGCCUCCGCUUUUGCAAAGCGUUGGCACCUGUCUCUCGAAAAUGUGAACAGCGAUUGACAGCCAUGGAGAACAAAAACCAGCUGCAGAGCCUUCCACCAGAUGAGCUGCUAGACCUCACUGAAUCCUUCAGGGACCACCUCCUAGCAUCAACACCCUGUGUCAUGUCAGAAGCCACAGAAAAUAGAAGCAGUCAUGGACGAAAGAGAGGAACAGGGCAAACCAAGAGGAAGGCACAUGCGACACAAGCCGAGUCUUCAGAGAGUGUUGAGGCCUGGGAGGCGCUGAUCUGCGGACUGGCUGUCUUGUGUGAUGGUGUUGCAGCUAUGCGAGAAAAUGGACUAUGUGAAGAAGAAGAGGCUAUGCUGCUGUGGCCUUGUGGAACGCUUCUGGAGUUGAUGGAGAAAGCACCAACGGCCAAGGCCAGGUGUGCUGUCAUGUCCAUUGCCAGUACCCUGCCCAUGGCUCCAGGAUGUGAAGAAAUGUGCUUCCAUUGCUUUGAGAUGGUGACUGGGGGCAGCGAUCCUGCACACACCUCGCUUGAAGGAGAGGAACUGUGUGCUGCCCUUGAGUGUGUGUGUGCUGGGCCUCGGAAUGCUGACAUCAUGGGAAUGUUGCUGACUUCACUGAGCACUGAAAGCUGUGCUGACAUGCCAGCCAGCAGUGCAAUGACGUGUGCCCAAGCCACUCGGUGCAUCAAUAGCAUGGCAAGAAAUGCGCCAAUGCGGUGCCAGGUCAUGGAUGGAGACUUCGUUCAAGAGGUUCUUCCGCUGCUGCAAUCUCAGGCAGUGUCAUCCAUCAGGAAUGCAAGGACCCAGCUCACUGAAACGUCAAAUAUUUCUGCUUCAACUCACAAAUCUGCAUUCGAUGCCGUUGGGGCUUUCUGCAGAGUGGCUAUGCAUGCCUCCACCAAGUGGAUUGUGUCAGAGAACAACCAGCAGCUGAACACAGGGGGAUGCUCAACAGCGGAGAAGGCACUUCCCAAUGCAAACUCCGCUGGAGGUAUCCAAGCAGUGCAUAGCACAGUGGGUCUCAUGGCGCAGGAGCUCGCUCUUCUGUUGGAGUCAGCCACCACUUGGUGCCAAGGUGCUUGCAGUGAAGGAGAAGAGGAAUCGACCUCACACCAGUCGAAGAGGGUCAAGAACCAGGAGGAGCCUCUGGGAAGGGCAGUCACAGUCCCAGUCAUUCUGGCACUCAAGCAUGCCACUCAGCUGCUGGCAUUCGUUGGAGAUGCAGCACUCUUGGGAAUGAUCAGCACAGGGAGUAGUGAUGGACAACAAACUCUGGCAAAGAUCUGUGAUGUUUGUGUCUUGGCAUUGACGGCAAUGUGCGAAGCAGGACAAUCGAGGAUUUUCAGAAACGCAACUGUUACCAAAGCCCUCUUGUUGCACAUUUGCCGAUUCCUGAAGACCAUACUGCAGCUUCUGGCCUCGGAUUCGGCCGAUGGUGAACACUUUCUACCUCUGCAUGGGCAAGCUGAGAAUGUUGCCCUGUGCCUAAUGACUUCACUUCUGUCAGAGAACGCACCUGCGGAACUUGCCAUAAAGGAUCUCCAUCCACACCUAAUGCAAGCAUUGGGAGAGUUAUUGCCACUUCAAACACAGUAUGGCAUUGCAUGGCUGUUGCCCUUGGUGGAUGCUGUGGGAAACGGCGUGGUACAGUGGGAUGAAUCCUGUGGUGCCAACGGUGAUCAUGGGCCCCACAGUGAGCAUGCCGCUGACACAGAAAGCAGCCCCAGGGGCUCUGCAGCCGAUUGCGUUGCACAAGGGGAACCACAGAAGGCGGGUACUAGUGGCAGAUUUGAGGGAGGGGCGGAUAGAGAUGCAGUCCAGCAGCAAACAACUCAAAAUGGGGCAAGGCAUCCUGAGUCAACUGUGCAGCUGCCGCUCAUUGCCUCUGCCAUCGUGAACAUUGCCGUCAAAGCAAAG